Linum tenue is the source of this 730-nucleotide messenger RNA. The record is from the annotation of a GenBank genome assembly. Lineage: Eukaryota; Viridiplantae; Streptophyta; Magnoliopsida; Malpighiales; Linaceae.
AAAAAAACGAAGCGGCGGGCACCAAGAAGGAUAAGAAGAAUUCAGAAGUGAAAGGUAGAUAUCAAGCAUGUCGGCGGCCCAGGUGGAGCCACAUGACAAGAUGAGGUCGAGGGACGUGAACAAGGUGGCUCGCGGCGAGCAGGCGCCUAGGCCGCCUCACGAGCCCGGCGAGAUUAGCCAGCGCCCUUCGCACCCUGAUCCCGACCCUCGCCAGUACGAUCACGACGAUGAUCGCGACCGCGAUCAGCUCAUGAAAAAGUUUUUGGAGCCAGGAACAGCUCCCAUAGACAUUCGCUUCCCUGCCAACAACCAAACUCGCCAUUGCUACACCCGAUAUAUCGAGUACCACAGGUGUCUGAAGCACAAGGACAAAGACAAAGCUCAUGAGUGUGAGAAAUUUGCCAAGUAUUACCGCUCUCUGUGUCCAUCUGAAUGGAUUGAGAGGUGGAAUGAUCAGAGGGAACAAGGCGUUUUUCCAGGGCCAAUAUAAUUAUAUGCUACGUUUUUCGACUCUGUAUAUAAAUGUGGCUUUAUGUAAUGGUUUGUAGCAACGUUUGCCCUUUCCUUCCACGGGAAACUGCACUUCUUGUUGAACAUGCUUCGUUGUACCAGCACUUUUUUUCUUCUUCCUUUCGGUAGAAGCGGUGAAAAGGCCUGUCGAACAAAAGCCCAUUAAUAUCAAAUCAGGCAAAACUUCUCGUUGGAAAGGAUAGGCCCAAACUAAUUACGG